CGCGAGCCCAUUCAUCUGUGCACUUGGGCGUUGGACCUCGCAUCUUAUUAGCAACCAGGGAGAUUUCUCCAUUUUCCUCUUGUCUACAGUGCGGCUACAAAUCUGGGAUUUUUUUUAUUACUUCUUUUUUUUUUAAAAAAAAAAUUACACUUGGGCUCCUUUUUUUGUGCUCGACUUUUCCACCCUUCUUCCCUCCCUCCUGCGCUCCUGCUUCUUGAUCUCUUCGACUAAAAUUUUUUUAUCUGGAGUGUAUUUAAUCGGUUCUCUUCUGUCCUCUUCACCACCCCCACUCCCCCCUCCCUCCGGUGAGUGUGCUGCUGCUGCCGCCGCCGCCGCUGCUGCUGCCGUUGCUGCUGCUCGCCCCGUCGUUACACCAACCCGAAGCUCUUUGUUCCCCCCCUUGGAUCUGUUGAGUUUCUUUGUUGAAGAAGCCAGCAUGGGUGCCCAGUUCUCCAAGACCGCUGCGAAAGGAGAAGCCGCCGCGGAGAGGCCCGGGGAGGCGGCUGUGGCCUCGUCGCCUUCCAAAGCGAAUGGGCAGGAAAAUGGCCACGUGAAGGUAAACGGCGACGCUUCUCCCGCGGCCGCCGAGCCGGGCGCCAAGGAGGAGCUGCAGGCCAACGGCAGCGCCCCGGCCGCCGACAAGGAGGAGCCCGCGGCCGCCGGGAGUGGGGCUGCGUCGCCCACCGCGGCUGAGAAAGAUGAACCGGCCGCCGCCGCCCCCGAGGCCGGGGCCAGCCCCGCGGAGAAAGAGGCCCCCGCGGAGGGCGAGGCGGCCGAGCCCGGCUCACCCACAGCCGCCGAGGGGGAGGCCGCGUCGGCUGCCUCCUCGACGUCUUCGCCCAAGGCCGAGGACGGGGCCACGCCCUCGCCCAGCAACGAGACCCCGAAAAAAAAAAAGAAGCGCUUUUCCUUCAAGAAGUCUUUCAAGUUGAGCGGCUUCUCUUUCAAGAAGAACAAGAAGGAGGCAGGAGAGGGCGGUGAGGCUGAGGGCGCAGCCGGCGCCUCGGCCGAAGGCGGCAAGGACGAGGCCCCUGGGGGCGCUGCCGCGGCCGCCGGCGAGGCAGGCGUGGCCUCCGGGGAGCCGGUGGCGGCGCCGGGCGAGGAGGCGGCCGUGGGCGAGGAGGGGGCGGCGGGGGGCGACGCGCAGGAGGCCAAGCUCGAGGAGGCCACCGUCGCGCCCGAGAAGCCGCCCGCCAGCGAGGAGGCCAAGGCCGCAGAGGAGCCCACCAAGGCGGAGGAGAAGACCGAGGAGGCUGGGGCCAGCGCCGCCGCCAGCGAGGCGCCCUCGGCCUCCGGGCCCGGCGCACCCCUGGAGCAGGAGGCGGCCCCGGCGGCGGAGGAGGAGGCGGCGGCCGCAGCGUCGUCAGCCUGCGCAGCCCCCUCACAGGAGGCCCAGCCCGAGUGCAGUCCAGAAGCCCCCCAAGCGGAGGCGGCAGAGUAAAAGGGCAAGAUUUUUUAAGAUAAUCGAAGAACUUUUCUCCCCCCGUUUGUUUGUUGGAGUGGUGCCAGGUACUGGUUUUGGAGAACUUGUCUACAACCAGGGAUUGAUUUUAAAGAUGUCUUUUUUUAUUUUACUUUUUUUUUAAGCAGCAAAUUUUGUUUUUUUCCCCCUCCCCACAGAUCCCAUCUCAGAUCAUUCUGUUACCACCAUUCCAACAGGUCGAGGAGAGCUUAAAUACCUUCCUCUGCCUUGUUUCUCUUUUAUUUUUAUUUUUUUGCAUCAGUAUUAAUGUUUUUUGCAUACUUUGCAUCUUUAUUCAAAAAUGUAAACUUUCUUUGUCAAUCUAUGGACAUGCCCAUAUAUGAAGGAGAUGGGUGGGUCAAAAAGGGAUAUCAGAUGAAGUGAUAGGGGCCAGGAUGGGGAAAUUUAAGUGGUGCAUAACAUUGCCAAGAUAAUGUACCACUAGAAAUGAUGGUGUAAAGGCUUAGUCUUUUUUUUUUUUUAAGAAAAGUUAUUACGAUGUAUUUUGUGAGGCAGGUUUACAACACUACAAGUCUUGACUAAGAAGGAAAGAGAAAAAAACACCAAUACCCAGAUUUUUAAAAAGAUCAUAGUCUUAGGAGUUCAUUUAAACCAUAGGAACUUUUCACUUAUCUCAUGUUAGCUGUACCAGUCAGUGAUUAAGUAGAACUACAAGUUGUAUAGGCUUUAUUGUUUAUUGCUGGUUUAUGACCUUAAUAAAGUGUAAUUAUGUAUUACCAGCAGGGUGUUUUUAACUGUGACUAUUGUAUAAAAACAAAUCUUGAUAUCCAGAAGCACAUGAAGUUUGCAACUUUCCACCCUGCCCAUUUUUGUAAAACUGCAGUCAUCUUGGACCUUUUAAACACAAAUUUUAAACUCAACCAAGCUGUGAUAAGUGGAAUGGUUACUGUUUAUACUGUGGUAUGUUUUUGAUUACAGCAGACAAUGCUUUCUUUUCCAGUCGUCUUUGAGAAUAAGGAAAAAAUCUUCAGAUGCAAUGGUUUUGUGUAGCAUCUUGUCUAUCAUGUUUUGUAAAUACUGGAGAAGCUUUGACCAAUUUGACUUAGAGAUGGAAUGUAACUUUGCUUACAAAAAUUGCUAUUAAACUCCUGCUUAAGGUGUUCUAAUUUUCUGUGAGCACACUAAAAGCGAAAAAUAAAUGUGAAUAAAAUGUACAAA
Camelus dromedarius (Arabian camel) is the source of this 2641-nucleotide messenger RNA. RefSeq names its product myristoylated alanine rich protein kinase C substrate (gene MARCKS). Gene Ontology annotation, molecular function: actin filament binding; calmodulin binding. Gene Ontology annotation, cellular component: cytoplasm; actin filament bundle; plasma membrane. The record is from RefSeq and is a predicted model, not a curated record. The transcript is spliced from 2 exons. Bases 437 to 1441 code for a protein of 334 amino acids. NCBI's taxonomy places the organism in Eukaryota, Metazoa, Chordata, Mammalia, Artiodactyla, Camelidae. Gene Ontology annotation, biological process: actin filament organization; central nervous system development.